Messenger RNA from Penaeus vannamei (Pacific white shrimp), 1580 nucleotides. Lineage: Eukaryota; Metazoa; Arthropoda; Malacostraca; Decapoda; Penaeidae. The record is from RefSeq and is a predicted model, not a curated record.
AAAUUCCCUUUUCUUUUCAGAACAAUAACGACUACUGACGAAGAUGGUGACUGCCAAGGUCUGGGUUCUGGCUAAGAGGCCCCAGGGAGAACCAACCCUCGAGGACUUCAAGCUGCAGGAGGAGCAGCUGCCGGCGUGCGGAGAAGGAGAUGUGAUCAUCGAAGCCGAGUGCCUGAGCGUCGACCCGUACAUGCGGUAUCGGGCGAGGAUGAUUCCCGUGGGAAGCGUGAUGGUCGGAGGACAAGUAGCCCGAGUGAUCGAGAGCAAGAACCCUCAAUGGAAGGUCGGGUCCUACCUGAUGUGCUACACUGGCUGGCGCUCCCACACCCACAUCCCGGCGGAGGAGCUGAAGAAAGUUGGCUUCAUGUACUCCCCCUUGCCUGACCUGAGUGGCAUGUCCAAGACUCUAGGCCUUGGGGUCAUUGGAAUGCCUGGAAACACCGCCUACUUCGGCUUCCUCGAACUCUGCAACCCGAAGGAGGGAGAAACCGUGCUGGUGAACGCUGCCGCCGGAGCUGUCGGGAGCGCCGUGGUCCAGAUCGCCAAGAUCAAAGGCUGCAAGGUGAUCGCGUCCGCCGGGUCGGAGGACAAGUGCGCCUGGGUCAAGGAGCUCGGCGCCGACCACGUCUUCAACUACAAGACCGCCAACAUCGACGAGGAGCUGAAGAAGGCGGCGCCGGGGGGAAUCCACUGCUAUUUCGACAAUGUGGGCGGCGACUUCACUCUUCACGCCCUCAGACACAUGGUCGACCACGCCCGCAUUUCGGUCUGCGGCGCGAUCUCCACCUACAACAACGAAAGCAAAGACCAAGGGAAAUUGGUCGCUAAUAGUCCAUACGACACUUCUCUCAUAAUCACCAAACAACUGCGUAUUGAAGGUUUCCUGGUGAACCGCUGGCUAAACCGCUGGCUGGAGGGACUCACGCAGUUGAAGCAGUGGGUGCAGGAGGGCAAAAUGAAGUACAAAGAGACGGUCACCCAAGGCUUCGAGAACAUGCCUCAGGCUUUCAUCGGACUGUUCCGAGGAGAAAACAUCGGAAAGGCUGUUGUUGUUGUAUAAAAAGUUAAUUGCCUAAAUAGAAGAGACUGUUGGUGUUCUGUAAAAGCUGACAUCGAAAAACUGCCUGACAUUGUAAAAAGAAAUGAGCACAACAUUAGAGAAUCUGUUAUUCGGGCGUAAACGUUGAUAAACAUUGGGGAAAAAACUUUUGUAUCUGAAUGAAUGAAAUUUAAUUGGUAAAAUUAGAGGGUCUGUUCUUGGGCGUAAAAUUUCGGUAACAUUGGGAGAGCUGCUGCCAUUGUGUAAAAGGUAAUUUGUGGAAAGAUAAAUAAUCAGUAGCUUGAUUAGGAUUAUAUGAUUUUUCAUUUCUGUAUCAUGUGAUUAAUGACCACUUUUCACUGUAUCUGAUUAUAAAGUUUUUUUUUUACUUAGUACACAAAGUAAUAUAAAAACAUUGAUGAAGUUGAUUAACAAUGGACUAAUGAGAUCAACAAAAUAUUAAAGGGAAAAUAUGCGUACAAAAAAAAACUUUUUUUUAGUUGGUUGAGGUGCCAACUUUACAAAUAAAGUUUAUAUUUGU